CUCCAACACAAGUUGCUGUAACGUGGAGCACUCGAGCUUACAGUGUGGACCGCAACUUUCACCAGCGCAUCUCUCAUGACAGCGAAGGACAACAAGGCACAGCGAAGACAAACAAACUGGGAAGCAGAAGGAAACACAGCAGACUCUCACUGACUCAUAUUGUGAAAGGGAUUUACUGAGUGUGGCGCACCGUGUUUAACAAAAAAAGAAAAAAGAAAGAAAAAGAAAAAGAAGCGCACUGGCCACUUCCAUGCGCCCUUGACUUCAUUCUUUUUUUUUUUUAUUGAUAUUCACACCUUGUUUUCGGAUAUCUAAUUCCGGUGGGUCUGAAUAAAUAAUGUUAAAAAUGACAGAGGAGCAUGACAAGUGUGGCGGCGACCAGCCGUGCAGUCCAUCCGGCACAAACAGCUCCAUGUCUCAGGACGAGUCCGACUCAGACGCUCCGUCCUCGCCGACGGGAUCCGACGGCCAAGGAUCCCUGCUCACCGGUCUGGGCAAGAAACUGGACUGCGAGGAUGACGACCGGUUCCCGGCUUGCAUACGGGAAGCCGUUUCUCAGGUGCUCAAGGGAUACGACUGGUCCUUGGUGCCCAUGCCCGUGCGAGGGAGCGGAUCCAUGAAGAACAAACCCCACGUCAAAAGACCCAUGAAUGCGUUCAUGGUUUGGGCGCAGGCGGCGCGCAGAAAGCUGGCGGAUCAAUAUCCGCACCUGCACAACGCCGAACUGAGCAAGACGCUGGGGAAACUGUGGCGCUUGCUCUCAGAGAGUGAAAAGAGGCCGUUUGUUGAUGAAGCAGAAAGGCUCCGCGUUCAGCACAAGAAAGAUCACCCAGACUACAAGUACCAGCCUCGGCGACGGAAGAAUGUGAAGCCAGGCCAGAGUGACUCAGAUUCGGGAGCAGAACUGGCACAUCACAUGUAUAAAGCUGAACCCGGCAUGGGAGGACUGGCAGGGAUGACAGAUGGACACCACCACCCUGAACAUGCAGGUCAGCCCCAUGGUCCCCCAACACCACCCACCACUCCCAAAACAGAUCUGCACCACGGUGUGAAACAGGAUCUGAAGCAUGAAGGCCGUCGUCUUGUUGACAGCAGCAGGCAAAACAUCGACUUCAGCAACGUGGACAUCUCCGAGCUUAGCACUGAUGUCAUCAGCAACAUGGAGACCUUCGAUGUGCAUGAGUUCGACCAGUACCUCCCGCUCAACGGCCACACCUCAGGCUCCUCCGCCCUGCCCUCAGACCACAGCCACGGGCAGGCUCCAGCGCCCGGCAGCUCUUACACUUCCUCAUACGGCCACACAGGUGCCAACGGAUCAGUGUGGAGUCGCAAAGGCCCCAUGUCCUCCUCCUCCUCUUCCUCUGCCGGCGAGGUGGCCCAACAUCGGCUCCAUAUUAAAACGGAGCAACUGAGCCCCAGCCACUACAGCGAGCACUCCCAUGGGUCGCCCUCACACUCCGAUUAUGGCUCCUUCAGUAGCCAAGCCUGCGUCACCUCGGCCACAUCGGCUGCUGCAGCCGCGGCCUCUUUCUCCAGCUCCCAGUGUGACUAUACUGACCUCCAGAGCUCCAACUAUUACAACCCUUACUCUGGCUACCCUUCUAGCCUCUACCAGUACCCUUACUUCCACUCAUCCAGGCGGCCCUACACCAGCCCGAUCCUCAACAGUCUGUCCAUGGCUCCUGCCCACAGUCCCACUGCCUCCAGCUGGGACCAGCCCGUCUACACCACACUGUCUCGACCUUAGGGGCACGAGAAACAGUACAACCCCGGAGACUCAUUCAGACUCAUGCACUACUAAUGAAGGACGUACGGUGCGAGUGGAGGAGUGUGUGUAGAUGGUAGUAGGUUACCUGUGACGAUUUGAAACGUGAAACAAACAAAAGGAAAAAAAAAGUGCCUGCUGAUUUUAUACAAAGUUCUAGUGUUGCGAUGAAAACACACACGUAAGACUUUUUACAAAGACAAAUUGUGUUGUUGGUGAGCCAAAACUCCUCCAUGAGGACAUGUCGCCUACGCCUACAUCCCGUACAACCCCCCUCUUUCUAGUUUAAGAUUGCACGUAUGCGCACACUUGAGGUAAAGCAAAGGCCUGCCACUGAGCUGUGUAGGAGAGAAACAGUUUGGCCCAAUUUUGUUGUGAAGCAGAUGGAGAAGCAGAUACUUCUUCUUCUUCUUCUUCUUCUUGUUUUUAGGCUUCUCCCUUUAGGGGUCGCCACAGCGGAUCAUCUGCCUCCAUCUCACCCCACCCCUUGUGUCCUCUUCAUGGAGAAGCAGAUACUUUGGAGAAUAUACACGGGACCAAUUAUGUAAAUUUGCAGAAAGAUUUACAUUAAUGACCAGAGCUAUAUCUCAGCACAUUUUGUCCAUUUGCAUUGGUGGAUCCGUCUUAACUAAAUGGCUCAUAUGAAUCUUAUCUUAAGGUCAUUUUGGCAUAAAAGUCUUAUAUGUAUUUAUGUUCAUGCGUUAUUGGUUUCUUAUUUUUUUUUUGUUUCUUUCCAUUGUUUUUGUUUUUAAGUAGAUAAACACAUUUAAUGUGAGUUUGGUUAUUGACAGUACUGUUUGGCUUGUGUUGAAAAAAACAAAGUAAAUGAAGUUAAGGGUCAGUACAAUUUCAGUGCAUUUGACAUCAUUCCAUUAAAGACAAUUUCCUGUUCCAACUUCUCCGUCUCCGUUCCCGUUUUGCAAGACAGGACAAAUAGACCAAGCACAGGACAGAACAGGUGUUUGACAGCAAUGCUUGGCAAAUUGCGAUUAGUCAUGAUCGAGGGUUAAAGGAAAUGGGGUAAAAUAACACCGCACACUCUGAGUGACACGUCAGCUGGACCUCCUGUACAUGUGGAUGAGCAACAUGUGUACGCUCAUGUGUACGCAUGUGUGUGUGUGUGUGUCAGGGAGACAGAGUGCAUCUCUUUGUGAGCGCCAUUUCCUUGGAGAAGAGACACCUAUCCUAUGACACCGGUGAUGCCUAAAACAACUUUUUACUGAAAAUGACUUUGUGGAUUAUUUAAUGCGAAGUAGGCUUUAAAGAAGAGUUUAAGUGUGUGUGUAAUAGCCUAAAUAUAUCUCCAGCAUCCCCAUGCCAACUCACUGCUGCGGUCUCGCGCAAAAAAACCCCAACAAAAAAACAAAAAAAACGUUUUUGUGCCUUCUAAUGCUUAUCGUCAGUAUUUCAGUAAGAAAAAAGCGGAUUAUUAACAAACUUGCGGCAGCACACAAUCAGUAAGCUACACCAGGAAAACCCUGCAAUUAAUUUGAUUUUAUUCCUAAUUCGACAUCAUUCCUUACAGCCUUGGUUUGUGAUGUUCUGUGAGACGCUUUAUGAGAAACGUGCGGAGCGUCGUGCUCCGAGUUCUUCCUCCACGGAACUGUGUUUUGUAUAUUACUCUGGUGUAUAAUUGUAUAAGAGAGGCUGUGAAAAUGAUUGUUGUUCUAUUAACUCAAGUUUGAUUCACACAUGCACAGCUAACCCAUUUGCUGGCCAUUUUUUAAAAAAAAUAAAUAAAUAAAAGAUACUUUUCUUCAUA
Solea solea (common sole) is the source of this 3527-nucleotide messenger RNA. Its product is annotated as transcription factor Sox-8. The record is from RefSeq and is a predicted model, not a curated record. Gene Ontology annotation, molecular function: DNA-binding transcription factor activity, RNA polymerase II-specific; RNA polymerase II cis-regulatory region sequence-specific DNA binding. Gene Ontology annotation, cellular component: nucleus. The coding region runs from base 338 to 1747 and encodes 469 amino acids. NCBI's taxonomy places the organism in Eukaryota, Metazoa, Chordata, Actinopteri, Pleuronectiformes, Soleidae. Gene Ontology annotation, biological process: negative regulation of transcription by RNA polymerase II; morphogenesis of an epithelium; neural crest cell development. The transcript is spliced from 3 exons.